AUGCCUGUUGCAACCGGAAGUUGGGCGACUCUUAUCGCCAACAUUCUGGUGCCGAUAGCUGUCCUCAUCUUUUCGUCCGGCUUCUUCCCGUAUAAACCUUUGAUUCCCGGUCUAGCAACCUUUGAACAAGAUGGUGGGUUUGUUGCGCCUCCAAACGUCUUCGACAAAGUAGUUUUCAUGGUGAUUGACGCAUUGCGGAGUGAUUUUGUUUACUCUGACAAUUCUGGCUUCGCUUUCACUCAAAGCUUGAUUCGCUCUGGCGCAGCGAUCCCAUUCACUGCCUACGCCAGUUCUCCAACGGUAACGAUGCCUCGGCUCAAAGCCAUCACCACGGGGUCCGUUCCGUCCUUUCUGGAUGUAAUUCUAAACAUUGCGGAAUCCGACACCUCGUCAACACUUGCCUUCCAAGAUACGUGGUUGGCACAGCUGAAAGCCAGAGGAGACCAGCUUGUCAUGUACGGGGACGACACCUGGCUCAAGCUAUUCCCCGGAAUGUUUGGAAGAGCUGAUGGUACCACAAGCUUCUUCGUGUCGGACUUCACAGAAGUAGACAACAACGUGACCCGGCAUGUCCCUGAGGAACUCAAGCAGGAUGACUGGUCAGCUCUCAUCAUGCAUUAUCUGGGCCUGGAUCAUAUAGGCCAUAAGUCCGGCCCGAGAAGUCCUUAUAUGAAGGGGAAGCAAGAAGAAAUGGACUCUAUUGUGACAAUGGUGUACGAUGCCAUGGGACGAGAAGAACAUCUCCAGUCGACGUUGUUUGUCCUGUGUGGGGAUCAUGGCAUGAAUGAUGCAGGCAACCAUGGAGGCUCUUCCGUGGGUGAGACAUCCCCUGCUUUACUUUUCAUUUCUCCAAAAUUCCAAGACAUGGGGUUUCAAUACCAAAGCCCAAUUGAACCAGCCAGCGAGCUACAGUAUUACCGGACUGUUGAGCAAACUGAUCUUACGCCCACAUUGGCGGGACUUCUUGGCCUCCCAAUCCCUUUGAAUAGCCUGGGCGUGUUUAUACCGGAGCUACUUCCCAUGUGGGAGCAAACACCUGACCGGAUGUACAUGCUCCUGGAGAACUCCAGGCAAUUACUGAGUACCGUGAAAGAAGCGUUUCCAAGUUAUAACUUCGACCCCCAGCCUGUCCCUUCCAAGUGUGCAUCCGAACCCACGAGUGGCAUUGACGCGGUUCAGUGUGCUUGGAUCAAAAUCCUCGAACUACUCAAUGGGUCUGUUAGUCUGACCAACACGAACAUUCCUCCUGAACUUGAAUCAAGCCUUUUCACUUUCAUGAAGCGCUCCCAACAGCUCAUGAGCAGUGCUGCUAGUAACUAUAACCUGGGGAGCUUGUAUCUCGGCAUAUGCGUCACGUGUCUCGCGAUUUGUCUCUCCUUACCUGCCACAUACAAGCUAGUCUCGGGAACAAGACAUCCUGGGAUGUUUUUGUUAACAAGCAUUGUCAGCUAUACUUGCAUAAUGUUUGCAAGUAGCUACGUGGAGGAAGAACAGCAAUUUUGGUACUGGAUAUUUACCGGAUGGAUCUUCUACCUCCAUGUCAGGUCUUUCGGCCACGCCUACCAAAAGUCCGUUUCAGACAAGAAGCAUCAGGCCUUCACAUUCUGGCUUUCAACACUGGGCUCGCUCGGACUCGCAGUUUCUCAUCGCAUCCUACGACGCUGGAACCAAACUGGCCAAAAAUUCUCUGCGGAACCAGACAUCGCCAAGUCUUUUCUCCCAUCUCAUCAAUACAUCUUGUGGGCCUUGGUUGCCACCACAUACGCCGAUAGAUAUGUUCGCCUCGUCUCUCAUCACCCGAGAUCGAUCAUUUGGCAGCUCCUCGCGCAGUCCGUCACGAUGACGGCUUUUCUAUUCAAGCUUGUCUUUGCGUUAUCAGACUCUCCAGAGCUUCUUGAUAACUCUUUCUUAGAGCCCGUGUCAAAAAUCGCCAACUUGCUAUCUAUAGUCUGGCAUGCUCGUGUCGUCCUGUUUGGACUACUGGCGCUUGUCGUGUUUUCCGAGAGCACUGCCCGCUUCAGGGCGUCAGACGUAGCAAAAGGCGAAGCUUCCGCAUCUACGCCGAGCACCGUUUUUCAUGAGGCCCUUACCCUUUUCCUAAUGACCCAGUCGCGGGCCACAAAUAUUCCGCUGUUUCUCCUUUUUAGGUUCCAGGCGGAUAUUCUGGCCUCUAUGGACUUGACGAUCGUGGAACAGGCGGUUACAUCGCUGUUGUUCCAGUAUAUGACGUUCUUUGCCUUUGGCGGAUCGAAUUCGAUAUCUUCAGUCGACCUUUCCAACGCCUAUAACGGGAUUGGCAGCUACAGCGUCGUCUUUGUCGGCAUCCUGACCUACAUCAGCAACUGGGCUGGGCCAAUCUGGUGGGUAUCCGCAAGUCUACUGCUUCGGUCAAAGUCGACAAUGGAUGAAAGACAUGCCCAUUUGACAAUCCUCACCUUUCACAUGGCAUCUACAUUGGCCUCUGUCAUGGUGGCCUGCACGAUACUGAGAACACACCUGUUCAUCUGGACGGUCUUCUCGCCGAAGUAUCUGUAUUCCAUGGCGUGGGCGCUUAUAAACCACUUGCUCGUGAACAUACUGGGAGAGAUCGGCUUCGCUCUCUUGUGA
Molecule: messenger RNA, 2607 nt
Organism: Aspergillus terreus NIH2624
Lineage: Eukaryota; Fungi; Ascomycota; Eurotiomycetes; Eurotiales; Aspergillaceae
Gene: las21
Product: mannose-ethanolamine phosphotransferase LAS21
Exons: 6
Coding region: 1-2607 (868 amino acids)
Biological process (GO): GPI anchor biosynthetic process
Cellular component (GO): endoplasmic reticulum membrane
Source: RefSeq, a predicted model, not a curated record